Molecule: messenger RNA, 1090 nt
Organism: Leptomonas pyrrhocoris
Lineage: Eukaryota; Euglenozoa; Kinetoplastea; Trypanosomatida; Trypanosomatidae
Product: pteridine reductase 1
Exons: 1
Coding region: 233-1090 (285 amino acids)
Molecular function (GO): oxidoreductase activity
Source: RefSeq, a predicted model, not a curated record
GGAAAAAAAAUAAUGACCAACGAAAGAGAUUAGAUCUGCCACCAAAGGUGGCUUCUGGCUCUUCUCGCACGAAGUAAAAACAUAGAAAUACAAAUCUAUACAUAUAUACAAGAAUCGUUCUGUUCCCUUCUUCUCCUGCGCCGUGGGUGUUGUGUACUUCGUUUUCCUCUCGCUGCGCAGCAACACACAAAUAUAUAUAUAUACAUUAUCGAGCUGUAUAAUCUGAGGGUUCAUGUCUCUUCCCUAUGCCCCGGUUGCGCUGGUCACCGGCGCCGCCAUUCGCAUCGGACGAGGCAUUGCCGAAGGCCUCCACGUUGAGGGCUAUUCCCUCUGCAUCCACUACCACAACUCCAAGGAGGAGGCCACAUCGCUCGCGGCGGUGCUCAACGCAAGGCGGGAGAACAGCGCUAUGACGCUGCAGGCCGACCUCAGCACUGUCACGCCGUCCACUGAAAAGCCAGCGGAUGCAGCGGCGCCUCUUUUUGUGCGCUGCGCAGCGCUGAUUGACGGCUGCUACGCGCACUGGGGCCGGUGCGAUGUCCUCGUGAACAACGCCUCCGCGUACUACCCCACCCCGCUGCUGACAGACGCGGCGAAGCACAAGGACACGGUGGCAGAGGAGUCGGCGGUGGAGACGGCCGCGUCCGAGCUGUUUGGCUCCAAUGCGAUAGCGCCGUACUACCUCACAAGGACAUUUGCGCAGCGGGUGGCGGACACGCCGGCGGAGCAGCGCGGCACGAACUACUCCAUUGUGAACCUGGUGGACGCCAUGGCGAAUCAGCCGCUGCUAGGCUUCACGGCGUACACGAUGGGCAAGGCGGCGCUGGAGGCGUUGACGCGAUCGGCGGCGCUCGAGCUGGCGCCGCUGGGUGUCCGUGUGAACGGCGUCGGCCCUGGGCUGUCUGUGCUGGCGGUAAAUAUGCCAGAGGAGGACCGAGUGCAGUACCGCAGCAAGGUACCGCUGCACCAUCGCGAGGCCUCAGCGAAGGAGAUUGGCGACACCGUUGUCUUUCUCUGCUCCGACAGGGCGAUGUACAUCACAGGGGCCACGAUAAACGUGGACGGCGGCUGGAGUCUCACACGCAGCUAG